AGCCCGUUGAGGCAGUCCAACAGAGAGGUCGCGCAGCGCAGUAGAAUUAAUUUGUUCCUGCAGAAUUGGCCAGUCAGUGGAUGAGAUUCCUUCUUUGAGCUCUCUUCUUGGAUCACGUACGUCACAGCUGGAGCACAUCUGUAGGUUAUUCUCUUAACCAUCAUCCUAGUUCUUCGUUCAAUGCCUAACACUGGGGAAAGUGAAGGCGCCAAGGUAUCUGCUAGGACUGAUCAGGAGGCCCCAUCACGGGCCCCGGCCAGAGAGGAUGAGCGUCAGCGCAGCUUCCUGAGUCCGAUGACGUGUGAUGCGCUGCGUGUACGACGGGCCUCCAGCGCAGAGCUCCAGCUUCCAUGGACCUGCCCUGUAACACACUCCCGGGAGAAGUUCUACACCGUCUGCUCGGACUAUGCACUGCUCAACCAAGCCCGACCCAUUAUCACAUCUGAAGAUGCGCCACCGACCAAUGCAGACACCACAGCAUUAGUCAAGACCAGCGCUACAACCCCUUCCCAGAGUCACUCAGGGGGGGAAAGUGUGUCUUCAGAUGGGAACUGUGAUAUGGAGGUUGUGUCAUCCAGCAACAAGCCUGUGCUCGCCUGGGAGAUUGACACCUCUGAUUUUGACGCGGUUUUAACACGGAAAGCCAAAACAAGUAAUUUAAAGAAAUUCAACUCUAAGAAAAUGAAAUCAUCUGACAGGCCAAGCAGAAACCUGCAAGAUCUCCCAGCACAAGCUUCUCUGGAGGAGAUCAAACAGAGAAAAGUCUUGGACCUCCGUAGAUGGUACUGCAUCAGCCGCCCCCAAUAUAAGACAUCAUGUGGAAUCUCCUCACUUGUCUCCUGUUGGAACUUUCUCUACAGUACUUUAGGAGCAGGCAGUCUCCCACCUAUUUCUCAAGAAGAAGCCCUGCACAUACUUGGUUUCCAGCCUCCGUUUGAAGAUAUCAAGUUUGGACCAUUCACUGGCAAUGCCACUUUGAUGCGAUGGUUCAGACAAAUCAACGAUAAUUUCCGUGUCCGGGGAUGCUCUUACAUUCUGUACAAACCUCAUGGAAAGCACAAGACAGCGGGAGAGACAGCUGAGGGGGCACUGCUGAAGCUGACGCAGGGACUUAAAGACGAAUCCAUGGCCUACAUUUACCACUGUCAGAAUCACUACUUCUGUCCUGUGGGCUAUGAAGCUACUCCACUAAAAGCAGCCAAAGCUUACAGGGGGCCACUGCCGCUUAAUGAGAUGGAGCACUGGAUUCUCAUUGGUGAACCAAGCAGGAAACACCCUGCAAUCCACUGUAAAAAAUGGGCAGAUAUCGUGACGGAUCUGAACACCCAAAACCCAGAAUACUUCGACAUUCGCCACAUAGAGAGAGGCAUUCAGUAUCGCAAAACCAAAAAGGUUGGAGGCAAUCUGCAUUGCAUCAUGGCCUUCCAGAGAGUCAACUGGCAAAAAUUGGGACCAUGGGCACUGAAUUUGGAAAAUCUGAGGCAUGAUCUCCACCAUCAGGCUCCAGAACACAGAGGUCAAGCUGCGCUAGAGGAUGCUUCUGAGGAGCGAGCGGUGAAACGUCUGGGCAGAUCCCUCAGUACGGGGAACAAGUCUGAGGAUGCCUGGAAGCGUUUGUCCAACACAGCAGACUACAGGCACAGAAGCUCUCCAGACAGUGACCUAGAUGAAGACAUAACUGACUAAAUCUAAAGUGUCCAAUCCUCCUCCUGAAGAGCCAAUUGAGUUUUCGACAGUUUUAAACAAGAAUAUUUACCUUCCCAGGUUAUUAGCAACAGUGGAAUUGGAUAGAAUUGCAUAUCAUAGAUGAGGUUGCAAGCCAAACCAUAAGGAUGCUGCUUUGUUGCCCUUAAGGAAGAAGCCAUUUGUGGAGGACGCCACAAUUUGAGAUUGAGCUCUUAGUAAUGUGGCAUUAAAUUAAGAUUAGAAAUACUUAACAAUGGCUCUCUCUCCAAGACGCCGAGUCACGUCCUGUAGGUCAAAAUGCUGCUUUCUUUAAACAUAUUGUGGAUAAACUAAUCAUUAAAUAAAUGUGCAAUUAACUGCACUAAAGGUGUGGUCACAUUUACCAUUGUUCUGCACAUUUUCGCAGGUGAAAUCCAGCAACUUCUAUAGGAAUCCACACAAUCAGGAAUUUCACGUAAGGGAGAAAGAUUUCCCCAGUUUUUGACCAACAGAAAGCUGCUUGGUUUGAAAGUGACUGCACUUCAUAGAUUGCUACACCAUACACAGUGGACAAUUUUUGCAAUGACCGCACCUUAAGUGUACUAAGAAACAUGAAGUGAAUAUUUGAUUUUUCAGAUCAAUAGCAUCAUUCCAUUUCAGUUAUAUGCAAUUUGGUGGAUUUAUAUGCUACUGAUGGUAGAUCAUUGGAGGACAGUAUGGACUGAAAAAUUACACUGUUCUUUAUGAAGACUGGUGCUACUAUUGUAUAAACAAAAAUGGCUUUAUUAGUGUAAGUCUAAAAAAUACAAACGAAGUCAAGGUCAUCAUAAACAUAUCAGACUGUUUAAUAAUGUGACCAUUUGAUAUUUCAAUGGAUCCGAUUGUGACAUAGUCCAAUAAGAUGGUGCCAUCUUAUUGUAAAUAGCAACUUGAAGGAUUACAAUCACGUUCUUUGUGAAACGCUGUGAGCUAAGAUUGCACGAUUGCUUCCAUGUCAUGUGAAUUGUGAUAUUGUUUGUCCGAUAACACA
Messenger RNA from Sinocyclocheilus grahami, 2695 nucleotides. RefSeq names its product basic immunoglobulin-like variable motif-containing protein. Lineage: Eukaryota; Metazoa; Chordata; Actinopteri; Cypriniformes; Cyprinidae. Bases 181 to 1686 code for a protein of 501 amino acids. Gene Ontology annotation, molecular function: single-stranded DNA binding; DNA endonuclease activity. Gene Ontology annotation, cellular component: nucleus. The transcript is spliced from 10 exons. The record is from RefSeq and is a predicted model, not a curated record.